Messenger RNA from Capsicum annuum, 423 nucleotides. RefSeq lists its product as uncharacterized. The record is from RefSeq and is a predicted model, not a curated record. The transcript is spliced from 2 exons. Bases 1 to 423 code for a protein of 140 amino acids. Lineage: Eukaryota; Viridiplantae; Streptophyta; Magnoliopsida; Solanales; Solanaceae.
AUGGAUCCUAGAGCAUUUACCAUCCCAUGUACUAUUGGAUCGUUGGAUUUUAAAAAGGCCCUAUGUGAUCUUGGAGAAAGUAUUAAUCUGAUGCCACUAGCAGUUUAUAAAAAAUUAGGUUUGGGAGACCCUACACCUACUAACAUGAGGCUUGUGAUAGUAGACAAAUCAGUGAAACCGCCCGUUGUUGUAUUAUCUAAUGUGCUUGUGAAGGUGGCCAGCUUUAUCUUUCCUGCUGACGUUGUGAUCCUGGAUUGUGAGCAACACAAAGAUAUAAGUGUAUUCUCCAUUGUUGAUGUUUAUUAUGAAGAUGAGGAAGAGGUGCUGAUCGAGGAGAAAUUUGUUGUUGAAACUUUGGUUGUGGUCCUGAUAAACUUUGAUAACGAAGGUAUCGAAGAAUAUAAGGAGACAGAUGUGCCUUGA